Sphenostylis stenocarpa is the source of this 843-nucleotide messenger RNA. NCBI's taxonomy places the organism in Eukaryota, Viridiplantae, Streptophyta, Magnoliopsida, Fabales, Fabaceae. The record is from the annotation of a GenBank genome assembly.
AUGACACGACCUUUCGGUGUGAAGGGGCGGAAGCGAAAACACGGCCAACCCAAAUACGACGCCGCCGAAGAAGAACACCAACAGCCGCCACCAAAGAAAGCUGUGGUGGAAGAAAAGGAAGAACCAGAACCAGAACCAGAACCAGAAACAGCAUCAGCGGAAGAGGAUGAAUUGAGCGGCAUCCCAAUUGCGCCCAGUGAAAAAGACAGUAACAAACCUAACGUCAUCUUCAUUCUCGAAAAAGCUUCUCUGGAAGUCGCCAAAGUCGGCAAGACAUAUCAGCUUUUGAACUCCGACGACCAUGCCAAUUUCCUCCGCAAAAAUAACAAGAAUCCUGGAGAUUAUAGGCCCGACAUUACUCAUCAGUCUCUCCUAUCUAUUCUGGAUAGCCCACUGAAUAAAGCUGGGAGAUUGCGAACAGUUUACAUAAGGACCGAGAAAGGGGUUCUUAUAGAGGUUAAGCCCUUUGUUCGUAUUCCAAGAACAUUCAAACGUUUUGCGGGUGUUAUGUUGGAACUGCUUCAAAAACUGAGCAUAUCUGCUGUUGGCAAGCGCGAGAAACUUCUCCGCACCAUCAAAAACCCUGUCACCCAGUAUUUGCCUGUUAACUCGCGAAAAAUAGGUUUAUCAUAUAGUUCAGAAAAGCUUGUAGAUAUGGAUGACUAUGUAUCAACGAUUUCCAGCAAUGUGGACCUUGUCUUUGUGGUAGGUGCAAUGGCCCAUGGGAAGAUUGAGACAGAUUAUACUGAAGAUUAUAUAGCAAUUUCAGGAUACCCUCUCAGUGCUGCCUAUUGUAUUACUAGGAUUACUGGCGCCCUUGAGAGAAAGUGGAAGAUUUUGUGA